Molecule: messenger RNA, 2845 nt
Organism: Cyclopterus lumpus (lumpfish)
Lineage: Eukaryota; Metazoa; Chordata; Actinopteri; Perciformes; Cyclopteridae
Gene: abcd1
Product: ATP-binding cassette, sub-family D (ALD), member 1
Exons: 17
Coding region: 536-2836 (766 amino acids)
Biological process (GO): very long-chain fatty acid catabolic process; long-chain fatty acid import into peroxisome; peroxisome organization
Cellular component (GO): peroxisomal membrane
Molecular function (GO): long-chain fatty acid transmembrane transporter activity; ABC-type transporter activity; ATP binding
Source: RefSeq, a predicted model, not a curated record
CAGGUGAUCGGGUCUGAGAGCUGAUCUGGGAUCAGGUGAUCGGGUCUGAGAGCUGAUCUGGGAUCAGGUGAUCGGGUCUGAGAGCUGAUCUGGGAUCAGGUUACACUUUGAACUCUACCAGCUUCCUGCUCCAUUAGCUGCUUUUAAAACUCGGGUGAAACUUUUUAGUUCGGUUUGGUUUCGGGACCGGAACUUACGGAACCGGGACUGACGGGACCAAGAUCUACGGGACCGGGACGUACUUCCAUGUGUUUUAAUCUGGAAAUCUGAGAAGAAGAAUACAUAACGGCAGGUUAGCUAACGGUAACGGUGUUUAUCGGAGAGGUCAAAGGUCAACCGCUGCGGAAGAGGGGACAAAGUUGGAGCAUCAUGCCCUGAGGUCAACAUGCUGUUUCCAUGACAACAAGGUCCAUAGUGGAUCCCUCUUGGACCAGAAUCUGUCCGGACCCUUCUUGGACCAGGUUCAGUCCUGACCCCUGUUGGACCAGGAACAAUCCGUUUCAAUCUUGGACCAGAAUCCGUCCGGACCCCCGAGAUGCUACUUUCCUCUGAUAGGUCACACCUGCCUGUCAGGAUGCAGCUGACCUAUCAGGAGCUGCAGGCUCAGUGGAGGCGGAGCCCCAGACUCAGGAAGCUGGCGGCUGCUCUGAUUGUUGCCUACGGCGUCAAGAAACUGUCUCCCUAUGUUUGGGGGAGGAUACAGAGGAGUGCAGCAGGUAAACAGCUGGGUGGGGCUAAUCUACCUGUGGGCGUGGUCAGCACCUCCAGCUGUGUGGACGUUGGAGGAAAGAAGAAGAGAGACAGCAGGUCUCCGUCAGUGAACAGGGAGUUCCUCCUCAGACUGUCUCGUCUGUUGAAGCUGCUGUUCCCCCGGUUCCUGAGUCCAGAGGUCGGCCUGCUGGUUCUGCACUCCCUCACCCUGAUGUCCAGAACCUUCCUGUCCAUCUACGUGGCAGCUCUGGACGGUGUGAUCGUGAGGUGCAUCGUGCAGAAGGACCCUCAGGCCUUCGUGCUGCAGCUCUCCAAGUGGCUCCUGGUCGCCGUUCCCGCGACCUUCAUCAACAGCGCCAUCAGGUUCCUGGAAGGUCAGCUGUCCCUCAGGUUCAGGAGCCGAUUGGUCGACCACGCCUACCAGCUGUACUUCACCAACCAGACGUUCUACCGCGUCAGCAACAUGGACGGCCGGCUGUCCAAUCCGGACCAGUCGCUCACCGAGGACAUCGUCAUGUUCUCCGCCUCGGUCGCUCAUCUCUACUCCAACCUCACCAAACCCAUCCUGGACGUGGUGGUGACCUGCUACACCCUGCUGAGGACCGCUCAUUCCAAAGGAGCAAACACCACAUGGCCGUCCGUCAUCGCCGGCCUGGUGGUGGCGCUCACCGCCAAAAUCCUUCGCUCCUGCUCGCCUCGAUUCGGCAAGCUGGUGGCCGAGGAGGCGAAGAGGAAGGGCGACCUGAGGUACAUGCACUCUCGCAUCAUCGCCAACUCCGAGGAAAUCGCCUUCUAUGGCGGACACAAGGUGGAGAUGGCCCAGCUGCAGAGGAGCUACGCGUCCCUGUCCUCUCAGAUCCACCACAUCCUGCUGAAGCGCCUGUGGUACGUCAUGCUGGAACAGUUCCUCAUGAAGUACGUAUGGAGCGCCUCCGGCCUGGUGAUGGUCGCGGUGCCCAUCAUCACCGCCACGGGCUACUCCAGAAACGACUCUGAGGAGGUGAAGCAGGCGGCCCUGCUGAUGGAGGAGGAGGAGCUUGUGAGUGAGAGGACGCAGGCGUUCACUACGGCCAGAAACCUCCUGAACGCGGCCGCCGACGCUGUGGAGAGGAUCAUGAUCUCAUAUAAGGAGGUCACAGAGCUGGCGGGCUACACCUCUCGGGUCUCUGAGAUGUUGGAUGUGUUUGAAGACGUGAAUAAUGGAGUCUACCGGCGCUCUGACAGAGAGGAGGAGCCAGCAGGAGACGUGGUUCAGCACGGACACCGACUCACCGGCCGCCUGGAGAUCAGAGGUCAGGUGAUCAGUGUGGAGAAGGGGAUUCGCUGUGAGAACCUGCCAAUCAUCACACCCAAUGGAGACGUGGUGGUUUCUAGCCUCAACAUCCAGGUGGAGGAGGACAUGAACGUGUUGAUCACCGGGCCGAACGGCUGUGGGAAGAGUUCCCUGUUCAGGAUCCUCAGUGGACUGUGGCCGGUUUAUGGAGGAGUCCUGAACCGCCCCGAUCCAGAGCACAUGUUCUACAUCCCACAGAGACCCUACAUGGCAGAGGGGACCCUCAGGGACCAGGUGAUCUACCCGGACUCGGUGGAGGAGAUGGUCCAGAGAGGAAUCACAGAUUCAGGUCUGGAAGAGAUCCUUGGCACGGUCCACCUGCUGUACAUCCUGGACCGAGAGGAAGGUUGGGAGUCGGUCAGCGACUGGAGAGACGUUCUGUCUGGAGGAGAGAAGCAGAGGAUGGGGAUGGCCCGCAUGUUCUACCACCGCCCUCGGUACGCUCUGCUGGAUGAGUGCACGAGCGCCGUCAGCAUCGACGUGGAGGGAAGCAUCUUCCAGGCUGCAAAGGAUGCUGGGAUAUCCCUGCUGUCAAUCACACACAGACCCUCCCUGUGGAAGUACCACUCUCACCUGCUCCAGUUUGAUGGAGAAGGAGGAUGGAAGUUUGAGCCUCUGGAUGCGUCCACCCGCCUCUCUCUGCAGGAUGAGAAACAGCGUUUGGAGAAUCAGCUGUCCGGAAUUCCCAAGAUGCAACAGAGGCUGACUGAGCUGUGUGUCCUGCUGGGGGUGAGACAGGAGGGGGGAGGGGUAAGACAGGAGGAGACAGAGGAGGAGAGAGAGACUGGGUGAGGAGGAGAG